Molecule: messenger RNA, 1411 nt
Organism: Populus nigra (black poplar)
Lineage: Eukaryota; Viridiplantae; Streptophyta; Magnoliopsida; Malpighiales; Salicaceae
Exons: 1
Coding region: 347-1330 (327 amino acids)
Source: RefSeq, a predicted model, not a curated record
CGCUAUCACCUCAAUCCCAAACAAACGUUAAACCCACAAAUACUCUCACUAUCUCUUCUAUUUCCCUGAAAACUCCCACCUCAAUCCUUAUAGUUGGUCUGUUUCCUCUACACCAACUAUAAAAACUCAUCCCUCUCUCUCUAUUCUCUAACAACAAGACAAAGCCUUUCCCUUUGAGCUCCUCAUCAGAUCUCUCCAUCUGUAAAGUACAGACACCACCUGAACCACCCCAUCAAAGACAAAAUGCCACCACACACCACCAUCACCACUGCAUGAACAUUCUUCACUCACAAGCAGAACAGAUUAUAAUACGCGUGUAUACUCUUGUUGUCGUUGGUUUUACUAAAUGAGGUGCAAUAAACACCCGUGCGACCUCAGCUGCAGCGUGGGCGUAUGCGCUUCUUGUCUCCGAGAACGCUUGUCUGCAUUAAUCGCCGCCCAGGUUCAAAUACAGCAGCAGCAGCAGAUAGCACAAUUAGCAAAGGCACAUCAUAACCCACGCGCCGCCGCAGUAAUAGACGAAAGCCGUAAAUCAGAUUCUAAUUCUCAACAUCAUCAACAACAACAACAACCUCCUCCUCUGAUAUUUCCCCUCUCUGUUUCUCCUUACGUUUCUCGCCGUAAAUCUGACGACCACUCCUCCUGGUACGCCCACAACCAACACCACAACCUCCGUUUCUACAGCACUCCUCAGGUGGGCCCUACCUACACCACCACAACAACCGCAGCGUAUAAGAAGCGAAACAAAAAGUUCUCGCUUUUCUCCAGUCUAUUCAGGUCCAGAUCCGACAAGUUCAGUACACACUCUACUAGCUAUCGUGAUUCCAUAGAGGCAUCAUCGUCUUCUUCCCCUUCUUGGUUAUCAACAAUCUUCUCCGGUCGUCGGAGAAAGCAACCAACGCAAUUAUCCAUGGGAUACUCCGGCUCGGUUAGUGGAAAGCCUCGACAGAGGUUAGAUCGAGGAAUGUCGCCAGCGAGAGGCUCGGAUUCUGAAGAGGAUUGUGAGAAUUGCGAUCGGUCACCUUCAGGGAGCGGCUUCUCGCCGGAGUCUUCGCCAGGGUGGAAGAAGACACCAGUCUCUCAGGCUUCCAUGCGGCGAGGGAAGGCGGGACACACUAGGAACGUGUCUGGAUUGACGUUUUGCUUGAGUCCUCUUGUGAGGGCGAGUCCUAACCGGAAUUGGAGCCAGAAGGGAGGAUUGCCGCCUGAAUUGGGACUUUCUGGUGAGGCUAGGGCACCGGUAAAGCCGCAUCUGUCUACUGCGGCCUCGUUUUGCGCGAACCGGUCGAGGAAGCUUGCCGAUUUUGGAAGAGUCAAUCACAACCGUUAAGAGUGAUGACUAUUUCGCGCGUUUGAUUUGACCAUAGUGUUGAUGCUGAUAUAUCUGAAUUACGGUUUUGUCCCAUCCAAA